AUGCCCGCCCACGAAGCCAGCCUGACCCAGACGCCGCUGCACGUCCUCGGCCUGGUCCUGCGACAUCUCGACACGCUGCACUCGCUCGGCGCGGCCGUGCUCGCGCACCCAGUGCUGCACGCGGCCUUCUUCGAGGACCCUGCGCGCAUCGUGCGCGACAUCCUCGAUGCGCAGAUGAGCCCGGCGACGGCGCGGCUCGCCUUUGCCGCGCACACGGCGCGCCGCGUCGACCGCGCCUCGCCCGCCGCCGUCCGCGCCUUUGCCGACGAGUGGCUGGUGCACGUCUCGGACGAGGCCGCCGCCGCCGCCGCCGCCGCCGCCGACGAGACCGGCGGGCCCCUCGGCGUCUGGCCCUGGGGCCUGUCCCUGCCCGACGUCGUCUCCAUGAGCAAGGCCCACGGCGUCGUCGAGGCCCUGACGGCGCGCCUCGUCCGCGCCGCCCUGCCCGCCUGCUGCGAGGAGGGCCUCUUUGGCACCACCACCCCCCGCCGCGCCACCCCCGCAGAGGUCAAGCGCAUACACCGCAUCCUCUACGGCUACGAGAUUUACUGCGGCCUGCUGUUCCGCGAGGCCGGCGACUGCGCCGCGCAUCGCAGCUGGCGCGCCGAAAUCAACUUUCAGCUCAGCGCCGCGCUCUACCGUGGCGAUGUCACCAGGGCGUACAAACAGCUCGCGUGCGUUCACGACUUUUUGGAGAAUAUCGUACUGCAAGUUGAGGUAGCGCUGAAGCAAGUCGCCAUGUAUGAUGUCACCUGGGGCGCCCACGAAGUCGACUACCUAUCCACCGGCAGCACCAACGAGCACGUACAAGCCUACCUAUCACUCGGGCUCGACUUCAUCUACAAGCUCGCGCAGGCCGGCACGCCGCUGCCGGCGUCCGCCAGCCCGGACGAGCAUCUCGCGCACUUUCGGCGUCUGCGGCAUCUCCUCCUUACGCACCGCUACUCGAGCACGAGCCCGCUGCCGCCGGCGACGCCGUACAUGCUGGCAUGCGAGCUCGACGCGCACAACCGCGCGCACCUCGCCGCCGCGGGCGCCGUUGAGCGCCAGCACGCUCUGCACCUGUGGGACGAGCCGCCGCCGCCGCCAGCCGGCGCAGGGGCGGCGGCGGCGGCGGCGUCGGCGACCGAUGAGGUGAUGCGCGCCGACGUGGCCGCGCGCUGGGCCGCCGAGGGCGUCGCCCGCGAAAAAGAAGUCGACGAGUGGGAGCGCCCGGCCAUGAAGCGCUCGUGGGCGCGGCGCAGGGACAUGUACGAGCAGGGCUAUAGAGGGUUUUACAAGGAGCAUAUGUAG
This is a messenger RNA of Cordyceps militaris CM01, 1293 nucleotides long. RefSeq lists its product as uncharacterized. The record is from RefSeq and is a predicted model, not a curated record. The transcript has 3 exons. Bases 1 to 1293 code for a protein of 430 amino acids. NCBI's taxonomy places the organism in Eukaryota, Fungi, Ascomycota, Sordariomycetes, Hypocreales, Cordycipitaceae.